Schistocerca gregaria is the source of this 6735-nucleotide messenger RNA. RefSeq names its product adhesion G-protein coupled receptor D1-like. Gene Ontology annotation, molecular function: G protein-coupled receptor activity. The transcript has 7 exons. The record is from RefSeq and is a predicted model, not a curated record. The coding region runs from base 195 to 2468 and encodes 757 amino acids. NCBI's taxonomy places the organism in Eukaryota, Metazoa, Arthropoda, Insecta, Orthoptera, Acrididae. Gene Ontology annotation, cellular component: membrane. Gene Ontology annotation, biological process: cell surface receptor signaling pathway; G protein-coupled receptor signaling pathway.
AGUCGCCGCUCGCCUCGCGCCACGCUCUCUCGCUCAGACUGCCCUGGUCGCCAUAACCGCAGCACACGCCGCCGGCCGAACCACGAGAAGCAGAGCCAUCUCUCGCGGCCGUGUGCACUAGGACAACAGUGACGCGGCAUCCGGCAGAGGAGUGGCGCUAGGCAAGGGCUACAACUUGCCAUGUCUCUCUACUCAUGAGGUGCUUCCAGAACAUGUACUACACGAAGCAGUUUGCUGAAUGGAUCCGACUGACUCUGUUGCUUUGUGUAGCUCUGCAUUGCUGUCUUGUGAAAAUGGAGGACAUCAGCUUCGAACCGAGGAUCCUACUUAACAAAACCUGUGCUUUUACCUCUUGUCGCAGUGCGAGACAAGAAUCACCUAAUGACAUGGAUUUAGAUACAUUUCUUACUGCAAGGUGUUACUGUGACCCUGAUUGCAAGAGAUUCCAAGACUGUUGCUAUGAUAUAUCCAACACAUCUUACUACGCUUAUGAUCAAACUUCACUUCAUUGGAGCUGUUCACAUAUACCUUCGCAGGCAAAGGAUGUAUAUAUGAUAAAUUCAUGCCCACAUCAUCAUACGCAGUUCUCAAAUUUAUGUUCAGGAACUGCGGAACCAUAUGAUUACAAACAAGAUAUUCCAGUUCUAAGCCACCACACAGGUUUGUGGUACCAAAAUUUCUUCUGUGCUUUGUGUCACGAAGAGCAGGACAACUUGGUGCCAGUGACACUUCACUUUGAAUGUACCAGAAAUCUGACAUCAGACCAGGUGCUACAGAAUGGUACCUACCAACCACGUGCUUUGUCGUGGACUCUUGGCCAAGAUGAGUGUAAACUGAAAGUUGGGGCAGACUAUUCAAACACAUCAUUGGAUAAUGUAGUCAUGCGAAGAUGUUUGCCUCAUGUAAGCACUUGUGCCCAUGACUGGACAAAUGAAACAGUGGAAAAUCUUUGCUAUUCCUAUACACACUUUGUUUAUGGAAGAGUAAAUGGAGCAAAAAAGAUCUACAAGAAUCCGCACUGCGCUUUGUGCAACCAUGCCAAAAUGAAAAGUCUGAACUGCUGGUCGGAUGACGGCGUGAUUGGGAGACAGAAGACCGAGUUAUCGUUGAUCACAUUGCUGAAUCUCUACUGGAGUAUUGGCGACAAAAACUGCCGUCCACCUACGCAUAUCUACGACCCACUGCAUGAAGUAUGUCAGCCUAUAACUGAUUCUUGUCCUGAAAAUACAGUUUAUGACAAUGGUAUAUGCGUUGGAAAAAUUUCGAACGGAACCAACUCUACUCUGGGAUCAACAGAUCUUAAAACAUCAUGUGCAGUUAUAAGUCUUCGCAGCGAAGAAUUUAUCGUUCUCAAUAACUCUAUCCAGUUGGCCCUAAAGACUUCCCAUCAGGUGAUACCAGAAGGUCAAUACGAACUCACUGAGACUGGAGACGCCAAAGUUUGCUACAAUGCCAUCACUAGCCUCCCCCAUGUUCAGGAUAGCCUCGUCACCAUUAUUUGCCUUUCUUUGUCGGUCGUAUGCCUCGCACUGCACAAUGUAAUUUACUGUAUGCUUCCAAAAUUGCAGAACCUUCCUGCUAGGAAUCUGUUCUCCAUGUCCUUGUCCCUUUUCUUUGCCCAACUGAUUUUUCUAACUGGACUGAGUCCAGUGCUACCUGUUUCCGAGCCGGUGUGCGUUGCAAUAGCAGUUUCUAUACAGUACUUUUUUCUCACGUCCUUCUUCUGGAUGAAUGUUCUGAGCUUUGAUGUGUGGAAAACAUUCGGGGGUAAAACGCUUUCCUACGGAUCAAGAGGCAAUCACUGGAAGUAUGCUAUUUAUGCGUGGGGCACACCAGUGUUAACAAUUUGUUUGUCUAUGUUUUUCGAAUAUGUAGAUAUUCUACCAGUGCAGUUUCGGCCUAAUUAUGCACAGUUAAGAACAUGUUGGUUCGGUAGUCAAGAAGGUCUGUUGAUAUUUUUCGUCGCACCAAUGUUUGCAGUAAUUCUUAUGAAUGUAGCAUUUUUUGGUAGUACCGUAUACAAACUGAUUAAAAACGACGAGAGUCGACACUUUGCCACGAACCCUCCUCAGAGAGGAUCUGUGACGGCGGGAGAUAAAAACAAAUUCCGUAUGUCUCAGAGAAAGCCCAGCUGCAAAACCGUUCAAAUUAGCCAUGUGACUGGGAAGAGAGAUAAAAUUCAGUUUUACUUAUACCUGAAACUAUUCGUUAUUAUGGGCCUCACUUGGCUUUCGGGAAUUAUUGCCAUAUUAUUUAACUUGGACAUUCUUAGGUACAUAUUCGUCAUUUUUAACGGACUACAAGGAGUAUUUAUAUUUCUAAUGUUUGACUUCAAGUGUAAAAUUGGUGGGAUGCUUUGUGGGACACUGUUUAGGCACUGUGUUACGCAGCCUGACAACUCCACCAAAAGCAAUAGCACUUCCAGAAGCAACUUGAACAGCGUCGAAACUAAACAUACUUGCUUGUAGUAGUGUAUUCUGUGAUAAUGAGAAUGGAUUGCUGGUAUGGGGAAUCGAACCGCGUCUACUGUUUUGAGUUACCAUGUUAUUUCAUGUUGAGAAUGUGGUAACGUCACAAGUAUUGUGCACAUUGUUGGCUGAUAAAAUGUGAAUGUUUGCAGCCACAUAAUGUUUUUUACACUACAAGAUGUUAUCCAUCCUUAUUGAAGUAAUACACCGCAAAAUGAAUAGAUACUGGGAACCAAAUACGAUGCUGACAGAAAUGCGUAAUGUUCUCGUCCAUAAUAGACUGCAAUCAAUUAAAUUUUCUACAGUGUCUUAUUGAACGUGAUGCUGCAAUAGACACGGUGUUAGCUUAAAUUUGUAGCAGGAAGGAAAAUUUUUCUGUGCGCUUUUCAUUAGGUGGCUGAGUAUCAGUAUGGAACGAUAUUGUGUAUGGGCGCGAAAACUGAACCAACGAUCAAUCAUUUGUACUGCGGUCUUUUCAAAUAGUUCAGAAGUUUGUCUCUGAGCUAUCCGAUUAAGUGGGAGUUACAAACAAAAUUCUCUUUACAACUGAGAAAUGGUUGUUAUAGAAUUCACGACGAAUUCUGAAACUGUGAGAGUAAAAGAACUUCGUUAUUAUAAGAAAAUACAAAUGGGCAUUCUUCAUUCUUCAGAGAAAUAAGAUUCUUUAACCUGUGUUGCUCUAGGUCAGAUGUGUGAUGCAUCUUGCUGUUAGAGUCACUUGCGUAACAAAUAAACACAAAGGAUUCACUAAUAGAGUGAGGAAAGUGUGCAGCAUAGCCCCUGAGUUAGGACGUGAAAAGGUUAUCAAUCAUUGACUGGGACAAUUGGCUCUUGUAGACUUAAAGUGAAGAGUUGAACAGUCUGUUCCCAGAACGUCUUUGUCAGUGCUAGUGAAUCCGUAACAGAGUUCCGAACUCAGUCCAGGUGAAUAGCUUGGUCGGAGUGCAGCGCGAUGGGAUGGUGUUAUCCAGGAAAUAUGAACGGCAAACUACUUCUGCUUUCUGCACGCUUCCUUCGGCAGUGCGGUAUCGUUGCCCAGCAUGUUCUCGUUGUGUAUGCCGUAGUCAUGGGGACUCACGUUUUCCAUAUUGUCUCCAUGGUGCUAUGCUCGGAGUGGACAUGGCAGUUAUUGUUUCCAUUAGCCAGGCUGCCUCAUUGCGAAUGCUAAACAGAGUUUGUAGUUCAUGUGACUCUUGUUCGGAGAGCCUUGUUGAAUAUUAAAAUAUAUUUCAUGCACAGAGUACUAUGAGAACAUUUGUCCAAACAAGCGAAAAUAAGGCUGCAUUAGUUUUAGACUUUUUGUGAUUUUGAUAUCUAAUAAGAAAUAUUUUCACUAUUCUAUAGAUUUUGCAUCCUUUUUAUAGGGACUCAGUAAAUGGCAGACGGACAAUGAUGAGCUUUUACAUGGAUUGCCUUUGAAAAUACUGAGGGGAAAGGUCUCUCUUCAUACUAGCACCAUCCUCCUGGCUCAGGGGGACCAGUUGGGACUGGUAGUUCAAAUGGCUCUAGGCACUAUGGGACUAAACAUCUGAGAUCAUUAGUUCCCUAGACUUAGAACUACAAAUAUAUAACUACCCUAAGGACAACACACACACCCAUGUCCAAGACAGGAUUCGAACCUGCGACCUUAGCACCAGCACGGUUCUGGACUGAAGUGCCUAGAACAGCUCGGCCACAGCGGUCGGUAGUUGGGACUGAGCGACUGCCAUUUAUUCCUCCUCCAAUGGCGUCAUCUGGAUGCGACAUGGAGGGGAGUGAACACCGCUUUCCCAAACGUUGUCGGUUUAGCAGACCUUGGUGUCAUUAUUUCCCAUUCAACUAGCUCCUCAGCCAGCAUCACUAGGCUGAGUGCACCCCAUUCCUGUCCUCUCACCAAGGGAAAAUUUCUGCCAGCACCAGAAACUGAACUAGGAUCCUCCACAUAACAGCGACCCAUGCUGACCUUCAGAGGCAGUCUUCAUACUAGGGGUACACAAUAUAUGUAAAGACGGUCAUAUCAUCACUAUUAUUAAAUCGUUUUGAAAGUUCUACGGUCGCAGCCAGAAGCAGGUUUCUUUGUAUUUUAAUCGCGAAAAUACUCAUCAUUUUGGGCGAAUUUUUUAUUGGUUGUGUAUCACUAACAUGUGUUUUCUCCAGAAUGGCGCAAUACUGGCACAUGAUAGCGAAAUACCAGAGGGAUGGGUCCCGUUGUAUAAGUGCCAGAGAGAGGCGUUGCGUCCAAUGAAUUUCUGUUAAGAAGAGACUUCGCCGAUCCUCUGCAGUCAAAUCUCAUCACAGCGCUGUUCGCUUUGCACCUCUCUGACAUGUCCCUCUUUUAAUGAGUAUGAUGCAGAGUAGUCUGUCUCUUCAUACCAAUAGUCAUUAUGUAAUGGAAGUUAACAUGGUCGACUACUGUGGUGCCUGGUACUCUGGGUGGGUCCCUCUUGAUGGUGCAGGCUUUUGAAUCUCGUAUCUGUCCGAUUACUUUUAGUUAAUCUGAUAUUAUGAGUUCAGACUCAUAGUUGGGCUUGAAUAAAAAGGAUAAUAUUGUCUGGAACAGAAUGGAUUAUGCCUGAAUGUGAGAUUUUAACAUGGUCUCGAAACCUGUGGUCUAUGAAGUUGGGCAUGGAGAAACUGACAGGUACUAAAACUCUGAGAAUUUUAGCUUGGUGAUAUAUCAGAAAAAAAUCCACAGUAAGUGGAUAUCUACAGUAUUUAUUUUUCUUGGUAAAUGGGGGCAAGUUCAAAAAGCAUUCUUCAGAUAAUAGCCAAACUCUUUGUCAAUGAUGACAACUUUGGAUAGACCAUUAUAUCUGUUUUGCAAAGUUGCGCACUAGGUCAUGGUAGUCAUUAUUGUGUGAUAGUGGCCCUGUCAGCUGAUAAUUGAUUAAUAAAUACAGUAAAUACUUUAGAGUGCUAAGAGUUUGUUUUACCUUUUAUGAAUUAUUAUCUCAAACAGUGAUGGAAAAAAUCUGUUAAUAUGAAGAGUAUUGUAAUCACUGAAGCAUAUGCUGAAAGAAACGACUGAAAUUAUUUUUACAACACUAUUGUAAGAAAAUAUACUUCUAGCCUAUUACAUAAAAAUGAAUGACAGUCAUUUUUAUCAGCUUUAUCAAUCAUAAGACAGCAAAGAAAAAGUAACAUUAAGUAGGGAAAACUUUCCUAAUGUUUUCAAAAAUGUUAUAUUUAAUUUCGGGUUUCUAGGCCAUCAUUAGAUGAAAAAUUUAUCGAAUCAAAUACUCACUAUAACUGAAAUAUGCGCCGAUAUUCCGAUGUACAUACAAUAGAAGAAUAGAUUUUCACUAUGGUGUAAUUGGAAUACCUUAUAAAGAAAAACUAUUUUCCUUAGUUUAAAAUCACUGCAUAAGUAUUAAUGUGUUUAUUCCCUACCACUGUUCUGUUGUAAGUCUCUGGCUUGUAGUCCCCAAAACCAUUACAAACAUUCUAUUUUUUAUAUGUAAUAAACUUCUCAUCCACACAUUGUGUCUGCUAGACAGUCUGUUUUAGCUCAAAGAAAGAUUCUUCUUCUAUACUGUUAGUUUAGAGUUUUUAUUGUGAGUCUAGUGAAAUCAUUAAUUUCAUAGACCAUACCGGUCUAUCAGAUUGAAUUUUGUCAUGAGAUUGAAUGUCAUCCACUGCUUUUGAUUUUCCUAGUCCAGUAUUUGAAUGCACCCUUUAACAGGGUUAAAUGUGGUUAAAGAUGGUCAACAUUGGGCUGCCAAAAGAAACAGUACUGACAAAAGUAAUAUGAAGACAUGUUUACAAGCAUAGGUUAUAAAGAAGUCCAAUUAUCAGUAACACUAAAAUAAAAUUAACAACUUAGAAAAUUAUAUACGCCACUUCUGUAAAUCUAGAACAUGGAUCUUGUUAGUCCUCAUGUUACUGCGUCAAACUGGGAAGCGUUGUUACACCCUAGCUGCAGUAGCCACUAAACUAUGUUUAUAUUGUUACUACUUACUAAAUUAUUAUCGAAAAUUUAUAGAUAUGUAUUACAAUUAUUUGUAUAUGUUGAACAUGAGGGCGAGAUGUAAUAAAUUCCUUUGGAUCUCACAAAGCAGAAUAACAUACAUUCCAGAGACUGAUGGUUCGUUAGUGCUAAAUUUACGCAAAUUUAUUCAUUUACAUUGCCAUUUGUUAUGUUACAAUAUUUUCUAUUAAUGGUUUGUGAGCUUUAAUAUUUUCAGAAAUUUAAACUGACUCAUGUGUUAUGUGACUAUGUUACUUAUGACACAGUGCAACUGUAAAACAAUAAACUGUAUAAAGCCAGUUGUCUUACCUCUUUGUUGAA